Molecule: messenger RNA, 1497 nt
Organism: Leishmania mexicana MHOM/GT/2001/U1103
Lineage: Eukaryota; Euglenozoa; Kinetoplastea; Trypanosomatida; Trypanosomatidae
Product: phosphatidate cytidylyltransferase-like protein
Exons: 1
Coding region: 1-1497 (498 amino acids)
Biological process (GO): CDP-diacylglycerol biosynthetic process
Cellular component (GO): plasma membrane
Molecular function (GO): phosphatidate cytidylyltransferase activity
Source: RefSeq, a predicted model, not a curated record
AUGGACGGUUACAGGACGACCGCAGGCCUACCUGGAAAGGGGAGCCCGGCACGCAACCGGAUCGGUCUCACCAACAUUCAGACGCGGACGGUGACCAUCUGCACCGUUGCCCCGGCUAUCCUCGCCUUUAGCGGCUAUUCGGAGCGCUGCGCUGCAAUACUCACCUUCUUCGCCACGUUCAUGUGCGGCAUCGAGUGGUGCGGCCUUAAGCGCCACCUCAAGGUGGCACUGCUCAUGUCAAUGGAGAAUACAGCGAUGCCCGCGCUUCAAUCGCCGAUGCCGCCUCUCACACUGCUGGCCGACCUGGUCGCUCGACCGCCGCCGCCAUCGCCUUGCAUUGAAGGGGUACCACUCUGCCCCGAAGAGUACGACCUGCCAGUGGCGCCAAUCUCCCUCUACAAUGUUCUGAAGCACCUUGGCUGGGCGCUGCUGCCGCUUGCUGCAUACACUGGCGAGGGGGCUUUUCUUGUCACGCUCGAGUUCUACUUCGUCGUCUUCGUCGUUGUGACGCUGACGGCGCAUAAUCGGCUGGAGCUCAAGGUGGAGCACGCGGUGAAGCGGCUGAGCCAGCAGUUAUCCUCCGGCUGGCAGGACAGCUCCUGCGGGGCGGUCGGCGCCGUUUGUAACGGCGGUGAUGCCCCCACCGCUGCGGCAGUAUCCAAGACUGAGCCGGACCUGUCUCUGACGGACCAGAGUGCGGCGAAGAAGGAGCGGGUGGCCAAGGCACAGCGCGAAUACUUUCUCUCGAUGGAGCUGCACAUGAUCGCAGAGCGACAGCCAACGGAGCAGUUCCUUGAUUUCUGCCUUGAUAUCUUUGGCAUUUUGUGGAUUGCUGGCAUAACCACCCCGCUCUUUGUGUACCACAUCACUGACGUCGGCAUUCCGUGGCUUUCCUCAACGCUGAUCGGCAACUUCUUGAACGACAUCGCCGCGCUCGUGGUGGGGCGUAGCCUCACCAUCGCCCGAGAGCGAUACGGGGAGAUCUACGAUGUGGCUGGCGAUGAGCCGCCAGCCGCGGGGGCGGCGAACCAGCCGAGGAAGCGGCCGCUAAAGGAGGCGAGUGGGCUUGUGAGGAUGCUGCUGCGCAGUCCGCACCAUCUUCACCGUGCCAUUAGCCCCAACAAGUCAGUGGAAGGUGCCGUGGCAGGUGUGGUUAUGAAUGCAGUGACCUUUGCCGGCCUCAUGUUCUGGUUUUACUGGGGGUUGUUUGCUGCGCCGGCGGCAAACAUUGUGGACCCGGCGUUCCAGAGCGUCGCUCUGUGGCUAUUCCUCGGCGCCAUCAUGGGGGUGCUCGGCGUAUGCGGAGAUCUACUGCAGUCCUUGCUGAAGCGUGCUGCACGCGUAAAGGAUGCGGGCUUCAUUAUCCCAGGGCAUGGUGGCAUUUUGGAUCGUGUGGACGGCAUGCUGCUCGUUUUCCCGUUCAUGCACUGUGCCUUGCGCAGCAUCAUGAGUCUGUCCAGCGACUCAGGAAAUCGUCGCUCGUUCUUCGCGGCGUAA